Molecule: messenger RNA, 417 nt
Organism: Saccostrea cuccullata (small rock oyster)
Lineage: Eukaryota; Metazoa; Mollusca; Bivalvia; Ostreida; Ostreidae
Exons: 3
Coding region: 1-393 (130 amino acids)
Source: RefSeq, a predicted model, not a curated record
AUGUGGGAUUCUUGUUAUCUGAUCAAUAAGGAUAAGGUGUCAGCUGACACAGCGUUUGCCAACUGUUUAGACACCGGUGGCUACCUGGCUAACUUUGAAACUCUAGAAGAGGCUUUGCGAAUGAAAAAGGUUCUAAAGAAAAUGAACACAGGAAUUCACUUCUACGUUGGAGGAAGAAACAUAAACAGAAGAAAACCAGGAGGGGACUGGAGGUGGAUCAAGCAUGGACAAAUGACCAAGAUGACGUAUCAUGCCUUUGGUGUCGGACAACCCGAUGGAUCGGACCGUUCUCCCCAGGACUGUAUGUUCUUUUUCGCGGGAGAACGGUACACGUUCCACGAUGUCUGUUGUGAUAAUGGUACACACCUUGGUGGCUAUAUCUGUGAAGCAUGAAAAUUGUCGCUUUAAUUAUAAUAC